AAAAGAGCGUCCAGUUUAUCUAAAGAGGUAUAUAGACCACGAAAGAAACCCUAGUUAUCAAACUAGUUGGUCGAGCGAUAGUGUCAGACGGCGGGAGUUUCUCAAUCUUUUCUCUCAGACAGCUUUUCUCUUCAGAUCGAACAAUGUCUCUGGUUGCGAACGAGGAGUUCCAGCACAUUCUGCGUGUGCUCAACACUAACGUUGAUGGAAAGCAAAAGAUUAUGUUUGCCCUUACCUCUAUCAAGGGUAUUGGGAGGCGGUUGGCCAACAUUGUCUGCAAGAAAGCCGAUGUCGACAUGAACAAGAGGGCUGGUGAGUUAUCCGCAGCUGAGAUCGACAACCUCAUGACAAUUGUUGCAAACCCAAAACAGUAUAAGAUUCCAGACUGGUUCUUGAACAGACAAAAAGACUACAAAGAUGGAAAGUAUUCUCAAGUUGUCUCCAAUGCCCUUGACAUGAAGCUCAGAGAUGAUCUUGAACGUCUCAAGAAAAUCAGGAACCACCGUGGUCUGAGACACUACUGGGGUCUCCGAGUCCGUGGACAACACACUAAGACAACUGGUCGCAGAGGAAAGACUGUUGGUGUGUCUAAGAAGCGUUAAGUCAAUGUUGCGGCUUGAUUGGAUCUUUGGUAACGACCAAUUUAAGUUUAGUUAUGUCGUACAAUUUUUUACGACUCGAUUUUGGGUCUUUUAUGAGAGCUUCACUGCGGUUAUUUUACAUUUACGACUUUUGUCAAAAGACACUUCUUAAUUGCAUCUUUCUCUAGAAAAAAGUAUCCAAAUUUUGUUUUUCGCCGUAGGCAUGUCGGGUCUGGCCCGUUCCAAAUUCCAUAAAGUCCAUAUA
Messenger RNA from Thlaspi arvense, 846 nucleotides. The record is from the annotation of a GenBank genome assembly. Lineage: Eukaryota; Viridiplantae; Streptophyta; Magnoliopsida; Brassicales; Brassicaceae.